Messenger RNA from Striga hermonthica, 975 nucleotides. The record is from the annotation of a GenBank genome assembly. NCBI's taxonomy places the organism in Eukaryota, Viridiplantae, Streptophyta, Magnoliopsida, Lamiales, Orobanchaceae.
AUGGCGAUGGCUGCACUGAGACGCGAGGGAAGGCGAUUGGCCGCUCCUCUCAUGGCCCCGCGCCCAGUUUACCCUAUCCAAUCCACUCCGGUUUCGUACGAGGAGCAUGCUGUUUUUGGAGUUCGCUCCAUUUCAACUCAAGUUGUCCGCAAUCGAAUGAAGAGUGUCCGAAAUAUUCAGAAAAUCACAAAGGCAAUGAAGAUGGUUGCAGCUUCAAAGCUCCGAGCCAUCCAAACAAAAGCUGAAAACUCACGUGGACUAUGGCAGCCAUUCACUGCUCUUCUUGGUGACAUUCCUAGCGUUGAUGUCAAGAAAAAUGUCAUUGUUACGAUCUCUUCAGACAAAGGUCUUUGUGGUGGCAUCAAUUCUACAGCUGUCAAGAUAAGCAGGGGUCUCCAUAAGUUGAAUUCUGGUCCUGAAAAGGAGUGUAAGUAUGUCAUUCUUGGAGAAAAGGCGAAGGCCCAACUUGUGAGGGACUCGAAAAAUGACAUCCUGCUAGCGAUUACAGAGUUGCAAAAGAAUCCUCUGAACUAUACACAGGUUGCUGUGCUAGCAGAUGACAUCCUAAAGAAUGUCGAGUAUGAUGCAUUAAGGAUCGUGUAUAAUAAGUUCCAUUCGGUGGUGUCAUUCGUGCCAACGACGUCUACUGUGUUAUCUCCUGAGGUUGUAGAGAGAGAAGCCGAGGCUGGUGGAAAACUCGGGGAACUGGAUAACUAUGAAAUCGAAGGUGGUGAAUCUAAGUCGGAAGUGCUUCAGAAUCUCUCCGAGUUCCAGUUUUCUUGUGUGAUGUUCAAUGCAGUCCUAGAAAAUGCAUGCAGUGAGCAAGGUGCUAGGAUGUCUGCCAUGGAUAGCUCCAGCAGGAAUGCGGGUGAUAUGCUUGAUCGUCUCACUCUCACUUAUAACAGAACUCGUCAAGCAUCCAUCACGACCGAACUCAUUGAGAUCAUAUCUGGAGCAUCAGCACUGGAAGGCUAA